Molecule: messenger RNA, 1925 nt
Organism: Durio zibethinus
Lineage: Eukaryota; Viridiplantae; Streptophyta; Magnoliopsida; Malvales; Malvaceae
Product: smr (Small MutS Related) domain-containing protein
Source: RefSeq, a predicted model, not a curated record
AUAAAAGUACAAAGGCUUAUAAUAAAAUUUGAUCAAAAUAAAAUUUAAAAAAGAUGUGAAGGGCAAAGCGGUAAUUACGAAAGAGUUGAUUAUUAUAUAUUCUUAUUUGAUCACGAGUUAGGUUAUCUAGCUGACUAAUUGAAAAAGAAAGACAAAUUUCAAAGAGAGAAUUUGAAUUCGUUAUGGAUAAGGAAUGCAGAAGCUGCAAUAUGGGAUUGGUGAUUGUGAUGGAGACGGAGAUGCAGAUGGUGGUUCAGAAACUCAACUUUCAGCAGGCUUCUGAUUUUACUUUCGAUCGAUUCAUGCCUUUUUUCCGCUUAUUUUGUCUCCCCAAAUAGUUUUCUUUCUUUUCAUAUUUAUCGUUGUCAAUUUAAGGUCUCUCGGAGAAGUGCUUCCCUCAGUUGUGUCCAGUGUUACAAACAGAAGGGGACGGAAGGAAUUGUAUUUAACAAAUAGUACUGACCAAAAAUGAAUGUUCCUGCCGACUCCCCUUAUAAAAAGAUGUCUUCGACAAGAGGUAAAGGUGAAUCAUCAGGCUGGACUGCCUUUGACCUCAAGCAGCAGCAGAAACUGGGUCUGGUACCAGAAACUGAAAAUGACCCUUUCCCUCCUAUGCCAAAUAAUCUGUUGGCUCUCCAUCCCUGCACAAACCUCACAAAAAGUAUUGAUCCUUUAGAAAGGUCUUUCUCAUCUGUGCUUAAGUCCUCUGGCAAUUUUCCCACUUUGAAGCAGAAUAAGGAUUCCAUAAUGCCAAUAAACAUGGGCAAGCCUAUUGAAAAUGAUGUAGAUAAGGUAGUUGAGGGAAAAAAUAAUGAUUUAGCUCUUAAAAAGCUUAAAGAGUUGCAUUGCUGGGCUGAGAAUAGUUUGAUUGAGGAUGUCUUGUUUGCUACCCAUAAUAAUAUUCAUGAGGCCUCAACUUUGUUGAAAGGAAUGGUGCCCAUGAGUUGCAUUGAGGAUAUCAAGGAAAUAAAAACUAAUGAGAUGAGUUCCACCAUUGCUGAUUUUCCGGGCAAUGCCAACUGUGACACAGGUUUUCUGUCAGCAAAGGUUGCAGAGCUUGUUAGCCAGAGCUGUAAAUCUGAUGAAAGGGAAGAAAAUCUUAAAAUGUUGACAGAUGUGCGUGAGAAUAGACUCUUCGAUGAUCCUUCUAAUAUGAAGCUGAUUCUUGGGCAUUUGACAUCUAUACCUUUUGAGCCUGAAUGGGAAGAAGAUGAUGUAUACCUGAGCCAUAGGAAGGAUGCUAUACGGAUAAUGAGGUCAGCAUCUCAACAUUAUAGGGCAGCCUCUAAUGCAUUUUUGAGAGGUGACCACUUUGCUGCACAGCAGCACUCUCAUAAUGCUCGAGAAGAAUGGUUAGCUGCUCAGAGACUUAAUGCUAAGGCAGCUAGAGAAAUUUUAAGUAUCAGAAAUAGCGACAAUGACCUGUGGAAGUUGGACUUACAUGGUCUUCAUGCAGCAGAAGCUGUCCAAGCCUUGCAUGAACAUCUGAAACUUCUUGAGAUGCAGGUACCAGCCGGCCGUUCAGUUUCUCUAAACAGAUUUAAGGCAAAUAAUGGGAUUGUAUGUUCUUCAUCUGUUGAGACAGUUAGUUCUAUGGAUAAACUGGAUAAUCAACGGACAUCAUCUAGGAGACCUACAUCAUUACAAGUCAUAACAGGCGUAGGAAAUCAUAGUCGUGGACAAGCUGCGCUCCCCACAGCUGUGAGACGCUUCCUCAUUGAAAAUGGAUAUCGCUUUGAUGAGGCGAGGCCAGGACUGAUUACUGUUCGACCCAAAUUCCGGCGUGGUUGAAGGUUAGAUAAACUAUUGUUUCAGGACUUAUUAAAAAAGAUUCUGUGAAAAUUUGGGUGUCAGUGUAUAACUGUAAUUCAAAGCUUAACUUUUCUAUUUAUAACAUUUUAAAAAGUAGUUUUACUUGAACCAAA